This is a messenger RNA of Triticum turgidum subsp. durum (durum wheat), 906 nucleotides long. NCBI's taxonomy places the organism in Eukaryota, Viridiplantae, Streptophyta, Magnoliopsida, Poales, Poaceae. The record is from the annotation of a GenBank genome assembly.
AUGGAGCUCCGCCUCCGCCUCCACCUCCACCCGCACGCGCGGCCCCCUUCCGCCCCGACGCCGCCUCCAUGCCCCGCGGCCGUGCUGCUUCCCGCGUCCCGCCGCGGCCGCCGCCUGCGGAUUGGUGGGAGCUGCGGGGUUGCUCCGCGGCGGAGCACGAGGCGUUCGCAUUCAGCCAUCUGCGCUGCUGAACCGGGCGGCGCGCAGGGCGGGGAGGCUGUCAAGGAGAGGAGCGUCUCGGUGGUCCUCUUGUCCGGAGGGCAAGGAAAGAGAAUGGGGGCCAAUAUGCCUAAGCAGUAUCUACCAUUACUGGGAGUACCAAUUGCACUGCACAGUUUAAAGACAUUCUGUGGAAUGAAGGAAGUGAAAGAAGUCGUGGUGGUGUGUGAUCCAUCCUACAAAAAUUUAUUUGAAGGUUCUGUUGAAAACUUGCAAAUACCUAUUAAAUUUACAACCCCGGGAAAAGAGAGACAAGACUCUGUUUUUAAUGGACUUCAGGAAAUUGAUGGAGAUUCAGAACUUGUUUGUGUCCAUGAUUCUGCAAGACCCUUGGUAUCCUCUGAAGAUGUAAAAAAGGUCUUAGAAGAUGCUGCGGUGCAUGGAGCAGCUGUUCUUGGUGUGCCUGUCAAAGCUACUAUAAAGGAGGCCAACAGCGAUUCUUUCGUCGUAAAAACCCUCGAUAGGAAAACCCUCUGGGAGAUGCAAACUCCACAGGUGAUGAAGCCUAAUUUGCUCAAAGAUGGUUUCGAGCUUGUUAAGAGGGAUGGCCUUGAGGUCACUGAUGAUGUUUCCAUCGUAGAAUGCUUGAAACAUCCUGUUUAUAUCACUGAGGGCUCUUAUACAAACAUCAAGGUGACUACUCCUGAUGACAUGCUCUUAGCUGAGCGUUUGAUGAACGAUAAAUAG